UCUCUCUCUUUGCAGUGACGGUUGGCCUGCUCUGGGUAUGGGUGGGUGCAUGUGCAGGUGUGAGCAUUGGCCUUCGUAGACUCGGGGAGAAGGCAGCAUCCAGAAAAGAGCAGGUCAGCGCUCUCCGAGGGGGCCCUGACUGACAACCAUGGGGCCAAUACACUGAGGGCCCCCCCAGGAAAAACAAAAACAAAAAAACAAUUAAAAGCCGAGACAACCAGAAAACACUGGUAACCAAGAAACAGAAGACAAGCCAAAGAAGAGAAAAUAACGCCAGAGCAGAACCAUGGUGGCAGAGGAGGUGAUAAUUACAUUGUCCGGUGGAGCCCCAUGGGGCUUUCGACUCCAGGGAGGUGUAGAACAUCAGAAACCACUCCAGGUGGCAAAGGUACGUAAACGCAGUAAAGCUUGCAGGGCCGGGCUGCGAGAGGCUGAUGAGCUGGUGUCCAUCAAUGAUCAGCCGUGUGGAACGCUGUCCCAUGCCCAAGCCAUGAACCUCAUUGACAGCUCCCCGGGAAUACUUCACAUCCGGGUUAAAAGAGCUCCCAUUGGUUUUCACUCUGUGGUGCUUGUGGCCCGUGCUCCAUCGCCCCGUAUUGACAAAGAAUACCGUGCUACUCUGCGUGCUAUAUCACCCACUCAGCUUCCACACGCACCUGUCCGUGAGGUCCACCGUAGCCGCUCCUCUCUAACCAGUGGUUUGACAUCUCCACCGGGUAGUGAGGCUUACUAUGCCGAGACUGACAGCGAUGCUGAUGUGGCGGGUUAUGAGAGACAGCGCCGGCAGAAACGGCGAAGCCCCAGUAACUCCACGCCUGGGAAGCAGCCUGGACGGUCCUCACCUGAAGGCGGUGAGACCUCAGAAAUGAGUGGCUAUGACAGUGCUCCAGAUGCACAGGUUUACCCCAAUUUGGCAGAUGGAGAAGGGGGUGGAGAAGAGUCACUGCCAGGGGUGGCACGAAGGGAGGUGAUUUACCAGGCACCUGGUCCAGGAUUAUGGUCCUCACAGACUUCCACUGAGACCUCUUCUAUCAUCUCUUCAGCAGACGACCAAGGCCCACGUGAUGGACCACAGGAAGAGGACAGUGGCUUCCUGGAGCCAGCCAAUGUACCUCUGGUAUCACCAGAGAGGGCCAAGGAAGCCUUAAUGCUGAAGUCUCGUGACCAGCUUGUGCCAAUGGUAGGCCCUUUGAACAAACCCGUUGAUGAGGAGCUUUCAACAACAUACGUGGAAAAAGCCAAGCAAGCUAAAUUGAAUAGAGGGGAAACAUUGCAAGACAAACAUGUAAAAGAAGCUAAAAGCAAGUGUCGAACAAUUGCAUCCCUCCUGACUGAUGCUCCCAACCCUCACUCCAAGGGAGUGCUGAUGUUCAAGAAGAGACGACAGCGUUCCAAAAAGUACACCCUCACCAGCUUUGGCAGUGUGGAUGAAGAUCAGUCCCAGGAUUCACAGGAAGAGGAUGGUGUGUUGCCAGGCAGCGAAUCAGAAUUUGAUGAAGAUGGCUUUUCAUCGGCUCCUGACCCAACUUGGGACAGUGACUAUUUGGAUAUGCUAGAAAAGAGGGCAACAGCAAGGGUUGAAGGUCGUGGGGACGGAACAGAAGAUGCUCCUAGUCCUGGGUUGAGUGACACCACAGGCAAGGGCGCACAGUUAUUUGAGCAGCAGCGAAAGAGAGCUGCUGAGCAUGCCAAGAAAGUAGAAGCAGCACAGCCUCAAACACCUCCACAAUCUGAAGUCCAGGAGAAAAUCCCCAUGCAUCAGUUGCAACCAGAGAUACUCCAUCCACAACAGAUGAUACAACCUAUCACUUCAGUCCAACAGCAAGAGUUACAGCCUAUUCUUUCCCAAGCUACAAUUCCACUUUCUGCCACAGCUCAUGGUGUGGCUCACGGGGAUCGAUUAUACUCUGCAGUUAGCACAGCAAGCAUGACAAUGUCACCUCCAUCUGUGCCUCCCAAACCAGCCACUGCCUCUAUGACCAUUCUGGCAAGUCCUUCACCACCAGCUGAGACACCAUUACCAGAACUACCUGCUAGUAAUGUUCUCAACAGGACUGCGCGUCCUUUCACACCAGGAUUCAUAAGUGUUCGAUCUGCAACUACCCCCGUUACCUUCCGUCCACCUGUCACAAAGCCGUCCCAGCAACCUGCCUCAGAAGCUAUUGUGCCACCACCAUUCUCUACUGCCUCAGAGCUAUCCAUUAAUGCUAUUUCAUUAACAUCACAGCUGCCCACUGGUCCUCCAUCAGUGCUCUCUGUGUCACCCUCUCUACCGAGAAGUCCCUAUGCCCCCAUGCCAGAUACUACUGUUAUUUCAGUCCCUCCAUCCUUAUCUACAUCUGCAAACACGUCAGCCCAAAUGAUAAAUACUACUACUCCAACUCCAAUGUCAAAUGUACCCACAGUGUCUGUGCCUUCAGUACCUUCUGCUCCACAUGUACCACUGGCUCUAGCCCCUGUUCUUGCUGUACACCAAGCUCAAAGUCCAUCUAAUGUGGCUGAGCCAGUCCCUUCGGACAAUGUGGCAGCUUUUCAGCCAUCUCCAGUUCAAUUCCCCUCUGUACCUGUAGCUCCUGUGUCUGUAAUUUCCCAGGCAGAAGCUGCAGCCCCAACUCCUAUUCUUGGACCAAGAGAUCGCACAGGAAUCUUGCUGGAAGCACGUCGACGUGGUGGGAAACCCAAACCCAUGUUCAAUGUCCCAGAGGUCAAGAAAAACUCUCCCAAUCCUGAGCUGUUGUCUAUGGUGCAGAACCUGGACGAUAGGUCUGUCCGACACAGACAAUCUCUUUCUGAGGACUAUUAUGGUGGCACAGAGGAAGCUAAAAAUCGUGAGAACGACUCUGGAAGGAUGCCUCCUCCAGUGGCACCGAAGCCCCGGGUCAUCCAUGACACACCGCAACUUCUUCAAGCAGAGGGGAAGGGUGCACAACUGUUUGCCCGCAGGCAAAACCGCAUGGGUAUGUAUGUGGUGGACGUCCAGCCACAGACUCCCUACCAGCGUGAAGUGGCCUCACACAGUUCCUCCCAACUGCCUGAUUCCCCUCUCAGGCCUUCACUCCCCCCUCAGUUUAAAUACUCCCCAAAUGUUCGUGCCCCUCCACCAAUUGGAUACAAUCCCCUUCUGGUACCUUCAAUUCCUACAGGGCCUCAAAAAGAAAAAGGCAGGGUAGAAUGCAAGGGUAGACCAGGCACCCAUCGGGAGGGCAUCAAGGCUCUGGAUUUCAUUAGAAGGCAGCCCUACCAGCUCAAUCCUGCCAUGUUCAACUAUGUAGGCAGUGCUGCUAAUCUGUCAGCCAUGCCCUCUCAUCAGACUCACAGGCAGCAACAAAGUGGCUAUACAACAAUGGUGGGUAGUUCACUAACCUCACCAAAACAGGUUCCCGUCAAAACAGCACGUGUCUAUGAGAUCAAACGAUUCUCUACACCCACACCCAUGUCAGCUCCCACUUUGGCACCCAAAGUCAUUGCACCACGUUCAGCCACCACCCUCGGAGAACGUCUGAGUCACUCUGACAUGACCUCUCCACCUCCCGCGCCUUUCACAUCAGACUACAACCACUUCUCAAAACCAACACCAGCCAAUGCAUCAACCUUAGUUUCACCUUCCUCCCACCAAGGUGGUCUGCCCAGCCUGCCAAAAUUCUCUGGUAUCUCUAUUCCCAAUCCUGUGCCCACUGCAAUCCCUACACCUUAUAGUCCACUAUCACACACCUCAGGGCUCCAGGCAGCUAAGCAGUUCCAGAGUGCCCCUGAACUGAAUAUACUUGCCUCUUUGCCACCAGUCAAGGUCAAUGUAAUCCAGGCUCCCAAACCACGUUUUGUUGCCACCAAGGGAGGCAUUCAGCCCCAUAUCUGGAGGCCGGGGGCAAUGUGAGCAACAAUGAAUCAGUCACU
Messenger RNA from Thalassophryne amazonica, 3894 nucleotides. It is a transcript of the gene synpo2la, whose product is annotated as synaptopodin 2-like a. NCBI's taxonomy places the organism in Eukaryota, Metazoa, Chordata, Actinopteri, Batrachoidiformes, Batrachoididae. The transcript has 4 exons. Bases 287 to 3874 code for a protein of 1195 amino acids. The record is from RefSeq and is a predicted model, not a curated record. Gene Ontology annotation, biological process: positive regulation of actin filament bundle assembly. Gene Ontology annotation, molecular function: actin binding. Gene Ontology annotation, cellular component: nucleus; Z disc; actin cytoskeleton.